Messenger RNA from Columba livia (rock pigeon), 874 nucleotides. RefSeq names its product Sin3A associated protein 18 (gene SAP18). The transcript has 4 exons. The coding region runs from base 88 to 486 and encodes 132 amino acids. Lineage: Eukaryota; Metazoa; Chordata; Aves; Columbiformes; Columbidae. The record is from RefSeq and is a predicted model, not a curated record. Gene Ontology annotation, molecular function: transcription factor binding; transcription corepressor activity. Gene Ontology annotation, biological process: negative regulation of DNA-templated transcription. Gene Ontology annotation, cellular component: nucleus.
GCGUCCCCGCCCCCUCCCGCCUCUCGCGACAUCUCGGGCGCCCAGCGGGACAUCCGGGGCCGGCGGUUGAGUGCGCGGCGGGGCAAGAUGGCGGUGGAGUCGCGGGUUACGCAGGAGGAGAUUAAGAAGGAGCCGGAGAAGCCGAUCGACCGGGAGAAGACCUGCCCGCUGCUGCUGCGCGUCUUCACCACCAACAACGGGCGGCAUCACCGCAUGGACGAGUUCUCCCGCGGCAACGUGCCCUCCAGCGAGCUGCAGAUCUACACCUGGAUGGACGCAACUCUGAAAGAGCUGACCAGCUUAGUGAAGGAAGUCUACCCAGAAGCACGGAAGAAGGGCACGCACUUCAAUUUUGCAAUUGUUUUUACAGAUCUCAAGAGGCCUGGAUAUAGAGCAACUCCUACUGAGACUGGCGUUAACUUCUUCCUUUGGGGGCAGCGGGGAGAUGGAAACAGAAAUACUGGUUUUCAGAUCACCACAUGGUAGUUGUUUACACAAGAAGUGUUUUGGGAAUAAGUAUUGAACUUCAAUUCAGAUGAGGAUAAGCAGCAAAUUUAGGUCUUAUCUAUACCUGAAAACUAGGUUAGAAAAUGUCAGGAAUAUAUAGGGCAUGAGUGUACCAAAAGCUUUAAAAAGUUAAACUAAGAUGACAAUUCACCAUAUAACUACUUACUGAUAACCUCUCAAACAAAAAUUAUUCUUUUACUCCACAAAAAUAUGAGAUAACAGCAACUAGCUUGUACUCUUACUUCCCAUGUACAAAGAGCUGGUGCAGAGCAGAUGGUGAACCUCAGGCUUAUACCCUAGCUUACCUCUUAAUUAUUUCUAUAGGCCAUUUUUCCUACUUCUAUUAAAGAAAUAAGACCUCUCACAA